This is a messenger RNA of Striga hermonthica, 606 nucleotides long. NCBI's taxonomy places the organism in Eukaryota, Viridiplantae, Streptophyta, Magnoliopsida, Lamiales, Orobanchaceae. The record is from the annotation of a GenBank genome assembly.
AUGCUCAAACAAGUAUCAGAGGGAGUAGAGGGAAUAGCCGACAUGGAAAAAGUGUGCUACGAAACACAGAGCCCUAUACUGGCUCCCCUGGGGGUUCCGUUCUGUCCUGCUAGCGUAGGCGGGUCCCAUCGUACCCUGCCGGCUACUGGUGGCGGCGAUCUGUCGGUCGGGACAGUGUGCGAUGGUGCUUUGUUGGACUCCCAUACACUGAGGGAACGGAUGGAUCAUAUUGCUGUGGGGAUGGGGUUAGCAGAAGGGGUGUCUUUGGACUGUGCUGAUGUGCUGAACCACGGUUUGGAUUGUUACAUGAGAGGGUUAAUUAAGUUUUGUGUUGAUCUUGUGGGGUCGAGGUCGGAAGUUGAGUUCAGUAGGAUUGAUGUCAGGAGCAAGCACCAAGAUCGUGAAAAACUACUUAAUGGAGUCGGGCCUGGUUAUCAGUAUGAGUUGCAAAAUAGCAGGGGGCGUUCAGGUACGCCGCAUGAUAAAAUUGAUGGCCGGAUUUCGUUGCAGGAUUUUAGGGUUGCUAUGGAGAUGAAUCCACGGAGGCUAGGUGAGGACUGGCCAGUGUUGUUAGAGAAGAUAUGUACACGUGCGUUUGAAGAAUGA